GGGAGCCCGGGUCGCUCGCGCGCCACGCCAGCCCGUCCGCGUCCAGCCCGCGUCCAUGCAGCCCCGUCGGCUCCAGCCGUCCGCGCCCCGGCCGGGGGCCCGGCGUCCGGCUACCGGGCAGCUCGCGCUGCUGCUGCUGCUCGCCCUCCAGGGCGCGGCGACCAUGCCCGCGGGGCCGGGGGAGCCCGCGGGCCCCGAGCAGCUCCGGGAGGCGAGGCUCCCGCGCGCGCUCCUACAGCAGGCGGCGCGCGCGGCGCUGCACUUCUUCAAUUUCCGCGCCGGCUCGCCCAGCGCCCUGCGAGUGCUGGAAGCCCUGCAGCAGGGCCGCGUGUGGGUUGAUUCAAAACAAGGAUGCAAAAUUGACCUGGUCUUUAGCACACAAAGCUACAACCAGGAGGAAGGUGAGAAGCAUUUGGGGAAUUGUUCUGCCCAUGUGUUCUUCAAGAAUGAGAAACCCAGACCGGCCAUUAAUAUCACCUGUACAAGGAGCAUCGAGAAAAAGAAAAGACAAGAAGAUGAUUACCUGCUUUACAAGCAACUGAAGCAACUUAAGAAUCCUCUGAAGGCAGCCAACAUACCUGACAGUCACGGACACAUCGAUCCCUCACUGAGACCCAUCUGGGACUUGGCUUUUCUGGGCAGCUCAUAUGUGAUGUGGGAAAAGACAACUCCAUUCCUACACUACAACUUGGUCCGGCUUACUAGUGUAAAGCAGUGGAAAACUAAUGACACAAUUGAUUUUGAUUACACCGUACUACUUCAUGAACUCCCAACACAGGAAAUUAUUCCAUGUCGUAUUCGCCUGGUCUGGUACCCUGGUAAACCACUUAAAGUGAAGUACCAAUGUCAAGAGCUACAGACUUUAGAAGAAUCCUCUGGAACUGUGGAAGGAUCAGCUGAGUAAUCAACAGAGCUUAGUAACAUCUAAAAUUUAAAAAGGAUCUGCUUAUAUUAGAUUGUAGACAAAUGAUUAUACUAACUUGUCCUUAUAGUACCACAACUAAGGUCUGGGUAUUGCAACAACUAAGCAGUCCUCAGCAAGUUCAAGGUUUUAGCCCUAAAGUGCAAAAUUCAAUCAAUUAGUAUAUAUUGAAAAUGGAUCAGUAAUUAUUUUCCAAAAAAAAAACGGUUUCACCUCUGAAUUGGUAUUUAGAACGUACUAUAGGUAUUUUUAUGUUGCUAAAUUGCUCCUUCCUGUAUGUCAACAAAUAUAUUUGCAAAGAAAGCAACCUGUUGAGAAGAUAUGAACUGAGGAACUUUAUUAUAUUCUAUCAUUUCAAGCAAGUGUUCUUCUUUAACUUGAUACCUUUUUAAAAAAAUGUUGGUUAAACAAUAAAAUGUGUUUGCAGAGAUUUGUAUGCAUAGGCAAGAUUUGUGCUGAACUGAAAUAAAAUCAGUAUUGCUUGA
Cavia porcellus (domestic guinea pig) is the source of this 1407-nucleotide messenger RNA. RefSeq names its product retinoic acid receptor responder 1 (gene Rarres1). Bases 56 to 904 code for a protein of 282 amino acids. The transcript has 6 exons. Gene Ontology annotation, molecular function: metalloendopeptidase inhibitor activity. The record is from RefSeq and is a predicted model, not a curated record. Lineage: Eukaryota; Metazoa; Chordata; Mammalia; Rodentia; Caviidae.